Molecule: messenger RNA, 2886 nt
Organism: Falco peregrinus (peregrine falcon)
Lineage: Eukaryota; Metazoa; Chordata; Aves; Falconiformes; Falconidae
Gene: POFUT1
Product: protein O-fucosyltransferase 1
Exons: 7
Coding region: 18-1217 (399 amino acids)
Biological process (GO): protein O-linked glycosylation via fucose; regulation of Notch signaling pathway; Notch signaling pathway
Cellular component (GO): endoplasmic reticulum
Molecular function (GO): peptide-O-fucosyltransferase activity
Source: RefSeq, a predicted model, not a curated record
CCCCGGGGCAUGCCGGGAUGGGGCCGCCUCUCGCUGACCUCCGCCGAGCCGCCAUGGCAGCGUCGCCGGUCCUUAUCCUGCUCCUCGUCUUGCUGCUGGAGGAGAUGGCGGCAGGAGGCGGCGCAGCGCCAGCCUGGGACGCGGCCGGUUACGUGCUCUACUGUCCCUGCAUGGGCCGGUUCGGGAACCAGGCCGAGCACUUCCUGGGAGCCCUGGCCUUCGCCCGCGCCCUCAACCGGACCCUGGCCGUGCCGCCGUGGAUCGAGUACCGCCACCACCGCCCGCCCUACACCAACCUGCACGUACCCUACACCGAGCACUUCAGGCUGGAGCCGCUGCUGCGAUACCACCGUGUUAUCAGCUUGGAGGACUUCAUGGAAAAGCUGGCGCCCCUUCACUGGCCACCUGGCAAGCGAGUGGCCUACUGCUUCGAAGCGGCAGCUCAGAGGAGUGCUGACAAAAGUACCUGUCCCAUGAAGGAUGGAAACCCAUUUGGUCCCUUCUGGGAUCAGUUUCAAGUGAAUUUUGAUAAGUCUGAACUCUUCAAGGGAAUUUCCUUCAGUUCUGCAUACAAGGACCAUUGGAUCCAAAGGUUUUCACCCUCUGAGCACCCUGUACUCGCCUUACCUGGAGCUCCAGCCCAAUUUCCAGUCUUAGAGGAACACCGGCCCCUCCAGAAAUACAUGGUGUGGUCUGAUGAAAUGGUGAAGAAAGGAGAGGCCUAUAUUCAUUCUCUGCUGGUCAGGCCCUAUGUAGGAAUUCACCUGAGGAUCGGCUCAGACUGGAAAAACGCCUGCAAUAUGUUAAAGGAUGGGACAGCCGGGCCACACUUCAUGGCUUCACCUCAGUGCGUGGGCUAUGACCAAAGCGCUGCAGUCCCUCUUACCAUGGACAUGUGCCUGCCAGACCUCAAAGAGAUCAAGCGUGCUCUCAAGCUCUGGGUGAAAAAGACAGAAGCUAAAUCUGUUUAUAUCGCUACUGAUUCUGAGCCCUACACAACGGAAAUACAGCAGUUUUUACAAGAAAAGAUCAAGGUUGUAAGCUUGCAGCCAGAAGUGCCUCAGAUUGAUUUGUACAUCCUCGGUCAGUCUGAUCAUUUUAUUGGAAACUGUGUCUCUUCGUUUACUGCCUUUGUGAAAAGAGAGCGCGAUGUGCAUGGAAGACCCUCUUCAUUUUUUGGUAUGGACCACCCACCAAGAUUACGGGAUGAAUUCUGACCAGAAGAGGAACAGGCUCCAUGGUUCUCAGGCCUCUGAGCUUGGUACCGUGCUAAGGGACCACUCGGCACUGUGUUCUGCAUGCAGAACACACUGCCAGGCUGCCACAGGCCUGCUUCAGCCCUGUGAUACUCCUCACAAUGGCUUCUAGACUGUUUUGUCUGUCUUCUCCUAUAUUUUCAGUGUGAGGUCAGGCAGAAAAGAAAUUUUAAAUCAUAUAGUUUAUGGAAAAACUAUAAACUAUGUACAGUUUUUUAGAUGUAGUUUAUAUAGCUCUCCAUUCUCACUGUUUGGGGUUUGCCAGCUAUCAUGAUGAAGCAGCUGCUCAGGUGUCCUCUUCUUCAUAUUUUUUUUCCCGUUAAAUCUUAAAUUUUACUUGGAGAAGUUGUGAAACUUCUUGUCCAAAACUGACCAUAAGUUCUCUUUAAGUGCAGAGUAUUUUCAGGCAUAUUGCGGUCCCUGGAAAGAAAGUGCAAAGUAGAGCUCUGGACUGGAAAUUACCUCUGGGUUUUAUCAGGUGCCACUGUUGCCUUACUAGACCUAUGUCACCUCAGUGCCUCAGUUUCCAUUUCUAUGUCAAAAGACAUUUCAUACCUGCUCUUCAGCAGUGCUUUGGGGCACCUGGAUCUCUUCAGCGGCACUAGAGAAGUGCAGCAGGGGCAUGUUUUAAUGUGCUGCCUUUUCAGCCUGUCUUUGUGUUGAACUGAGGAGAAGGCGUUUGCGGGAACACAGGCAGGAGAUCUUUCAUAGCCAGUUGAGAGUUGGAGAUUUAGGGCUUGUAGCUUUGUAGCUGUUGAUGUCAGGUGGAGGUCUGUGGUCGGAGUGAAACUGGUUUUGAGCUAAGACUUCUAAAGUAGCUGUAGUGGGGUUGGUGUAUGUUGUACCUAGGUCUAUGGUAAUGGCUUCUGUUUUCUUACUAUAUUUUGUAAAAAAACCCCUCUGACAACACAGCUCUUGUCUGCAGGAGUAGUUCCCUGUGGAAAUUGGUCGCUGAUGGUGAAACAGCAGCCCAAACCCCUUUGUUUGGCCCAGUGCAGUUUAGUGCUGGUAACACCAAUAAUCUUGAUGUGAGACUCAGCUUGGCUGAUGCCUUCUGGUACUCCUGUGAUGUUCUUUUUCUUUUAUCCAAAGACUGAGUACAGAACUUGCUGUUGCUUUUUUAAAAAUGCCACUGAAUUGAGUCAGUGGUACCGGGACUGGCUGCCUCUAGUGUGCUACUGUGGUCUCAACGGUGCUGUCGUGGAGCGUUUACAGGGGUUUAACUCUAAAUGUCUUUUUAGUGGUGGGAUUUUUCCUUCUUGAAAAUGUUCCUCAGUUUUGAAGGCUCAAGGGAGUGACCAAAAGAAGGCUGAACUAGCAGGUCCCCAAGUGUCAGGAUGGCAGAGGCUCUCAUCUCUUGUUUCCUUGGUGCUGGCUUCCAGAAACUGGGGAACUGGGUGGUUGCAGGGCCUGGGGCAGCUGGGUGCCUGGAAACCUGCACACUCCUGGGUGUUUCACAUGGCUUCGUCUUGGAUGGUGCCAUCGGGGCUCCUUGCCGCAGGGCAGGGCAAGGGCAGCCUUUCCGCAUAGUGUUGGGAAAACAAUGUAUUGAAACGGUUGUGUGUUUGGUUUUUGGUUUUUUUUUUUUAAACGUAUUUCUUGUAAUAAUAAAACCUCGAUUUUAUAUUCA